AAGAAGGGAGGCGUGGUGCUGCUGUUUUGCCCCACUUGACAGUCCCUCUGCAGUUCACUAUCGUUCGGCUGAAUGGGCAGCUCAGUACACGCAAGACAUCACCACCACUCUGCCACACCACAUUCAUCCGGUCACAACAUCAAGGGAUUAUUUUUGACAACAUUCUCACCCAUCCGAACCUGGUUUUUACGUGAAGAACCGAGACGGUCUUCUGGAGGGAUCCCUAGGCAUUCCCAAGUCAGCCAAGAGACAUUUCUCCAGCGUGUCCUGGGUCGUCCCAGGGGUCUCUUUCUGGUGGGACAUGCCCAGAACACCUCUCCAAGGUGGCGUCCGGGAGGCCUCCGAAUCAGAUGCCCCUGGCACCUCAUCUGGCUCCUCUCAAUGCAGAGGAGCAGCGGCUUGACCCUGAGCCCCUCCCGGAUGACUGAGCUUCUCACCCUAUCUCUAAAUCAUGCACCCUAGAUAGCAGUCUUGUCCUCUUCAUUUCCCCCCUGGUCCCUUCCUAAAUAUUUUGGCUCUGAGUCCACCACUGCCACGUGUGUUACCAAAGCCACCAUGCCCCCAAGGAAGAGGACAAGGGCGGGCCUGGGGUUCUUGUGCUGCUUCGGCAGCAGUGAACCCCCAGAGAUCAACCUAAAGGACAGUGUACCCUUGCAGCUACUGGAAUUCAGUGUCCCUAUGCCACCUGCUGAAGAGCUCCAUGCUCGCUUCUCAGAGUUGGUGGACGAGUUGGAUUUGACUGAUAAGAAUAGAGAGGCCAUGUUCGCAUUGCCGGAUGAGAAGAAAUGGCAGAUCUACUGCAGUAAAAAGAAAGAGCAAGAGGACCCAAACAAGCUUGCUACAAGCUGGCCUGAUUACUACAUUGACCGUAUCAACUCCAUGGCUGCUAUGCAGACCCUGUUUGCCUUUGAUGAGGAAGAAAUGGAAAUGAGGAACAAGGUGGUGGAAGAUCUGAAAACAGCGCUUCGGACUCAGCCAAUGAGGUUUGUGACACGCUUCAUCGAGCUGGAUGGUCUCACCUGUCUCCUCAACUUCCUGCGCAGCAUGGACUAUGAGACCUCUGAGAGCCGCGUCCACACCUCUGUCAUCGGCUGCAUCAAGGCUCUAAUGAACAAUUCUCAGGGUCGAGCCCAUGUACUCGCUCACCCACAGAGCAUCAACACAAUCUCACAGAGUUUGAGAACGGAGAACGUGAAGACCAAAGUGGCUGUCCUGGAGAUUCUCGGGGCAGUAUGUCUGGUCCCCGACGGGCACAAGAAAGUGUUACAGGCCAUGGCUCACUACCAAAAAUACGCAGCAGAAAGGACUCGUUUUCAGACGCUGCUGAAUGAGCUGGACAGGAGUACGGGACGCUACAGAGACGAGGUCAACUUGAAGACCGCUAUUAUGUCCUUCAUCAACGCUGUGCUUAAUGCAGGAGCCGGAGAGGACAACCUUGAGUUCCGCCUCCACCUGAGGUACGAAUUCCUGAUGUUGGGCAUCCAACCAGUUAUUGACAAGCUUCGAGAGCAUGAAAACGCCACUCUAGAUCGGCAUUUGGAUUUUUUUGAAAUGGUACGCAAUGAGGAUGACUGCGAGUUGGCCAAAAGGUUUGACAUGACCCAUGUAGACACCAAAAGUGCCAGUGCCAUGUUUGAGCUGGUUAAAAAGAAGCUCAGCCACUCUGAGGCCUAUCCACACCUCCUCUCCAUCCUCCAGCACUGUCUCCAAAUGCCAUAUAAGCGUGGUGGAAGCAGCAUGCAUCACUGGCAGCUUCUUGACAGGAUCCUCCAGCAGAUAGUCCUUCAGGAUGACAAAGGGGAGGAUCCCGACCUUUCCCCGCUGGACAACUUCAAUGUUAAAAACAUCAUUCGCAUGCUGGUCAAUGAGAAUGAGGUGAAACAGUGGAGAGACCAGGCCGAGAAGUUCCGAAAAGAUCAUGCUGAGCUGCUUGGCAAAUUGGAGAGGAAGGAACGAGAGUGUGAGACCAAGACCCAAGAAAAAGAGGACAUGAUGAGGACUCUAAACAAGAUGAAGGAUAAACUCCAGCGUGAGGGUGUGGAGCUACGCUCAGCCAGGGAGCAAGUACUGGAUCUAUCAACACGCAUCAAUGACUGUAGUUUGGUGGGCACCGUCUCUUUCCCACCACCUCCUCCUCCACCUGGAGCUCCCAUGGCUCCGCCUCCUCCGCCAAUGAUGGGUGGCUUUCCUCCACCGCCUCCUCCGCUGCCCUUAAGUUGCCCACCUCCACCGCCGCCACCUCCCCCACCCGGUGCCCCACCUCCUCCACCAGGAGCACCUCCCAUUUUUGGAAUCCCUCCUCCACCUAUUCCAUGUUCUUUCAAUUCAGCGAGCACGCUGCGCUCCAAGACCAUCCCCCAGCCGUCUCAUCCGCUGAAAUCUUUCAACUGGGCUAAACUCGGAGAGCAUAUGAUCAAUGGCACGAUUUGGAAUGAUAUUGAUGACCUAAAAGCUUUCAAGAUCCUUGACCUCAAGGACAUAGAAAAGAUGUUUUCAGCCUAUCAAAGACAACAGGACCUUCUCACUAACCAAUCAUUCAAGCAGAAGGAGACCGGGUCCAUGGAUGAUAUUUAUGUCAGCACACGGAAAGUCAAGGAGCUCUCAGUCAUUGAUGGCCGGCGCGCACAAAACUGUGUCAUCCUUCUUUCAAAGUUAAAAAUGAGCAAUGAAGAGAUCAAGAGAGCAAUCCUAGAGAUGGAUGAGCGAGAAGAGUUGGCCAAAGAUAUGCUGGAACAGUUGCUGAAGUUUGUCCCAGAGAAGAGUGACAUUGAUCUCCUGGAGGAGCACAAACAUGAGCUAGAGCGCAUGGCCCGAGCAGAUCGCUUCCUGUUUGAAAUGAGCAGAAUUGACCACUACCAGCAGAGACUGCAGGCUCUGUUCUUUAAGAAGAAGUUUGCAGAGCGCCUUGCUGAAUCCAAGCCAAAGGUGGAAGCCAUUCUGAAUGCUUCCAAGGAGUUGGUCAGGAGCAAGAGGCUCACACAGAUCCUGGAAGUCGUGCUCGCCUUCGGCAACUUCAUGAACAAGGGCCAGCGGGGAAAUGCCUUCGGGUUCAAGGUCUCCAGCCUCAAUAAGAUUGCUGACACCAAGUCCAGCAUAGAUAGGAACAUCACCAUGCUGCACUACCUGAUCAUGAUCUUUGAGAAGAACUACCCUGACACACUGCACAUCCAUCUGGACCUCAGCAGCAUACCAGAGGCUGCAAAAGUCAAUUUGGCAGAGUUGGAAAAAGAGGUGCAUUGUAUAAAGAGCGGACUGAAAGCUCUUGAAGCGGAGCUGCACUACCAGCAGAGCAGGACGAGGGAGCGUGGAGAUAAGUUUGUGGCUGUGAUUGGUGACUUUAUCACCGUGGCUGGCUUCAGCUUCUCUGAACUGGAGGAUCAGUUGAACGAGGCCAAGGACAAGUUCAGCAAAUCUCUGAAGCACUUUGGGGAGGACGAAGGCAGGAUGCAGCCCGACGAGUUCUUUGGGAUUUUUGACACCUUCUUGCAGUCAUUCGGCGAGGCCCGCCAAGACCUGGAAAACAUGCAGCGGCGCAAGGACGAGGAGGAGAGGAGGGCGCGCAUGGAGGCCAUGCUCAAGGAACAGCGGGAGCGGGAACGCCGGUCCAAGAAGAGCGGCGCCUCAGACGAGGUCGGAGGGGAAUUUGACGACCUGGUGUCGGCGCUGCGUUCGGGCGAGGUUUUCGACAAGGACCUGAACAAAUUCAAACGCAACCGCAAGCGCUCCGUCAACCAGCUGGUGGAGGGCGGCGGGGGUGGGGGCGGCGGAGGCGGGCGGGAACGAGCAGUCACAAAAGUCAACUACUAGGAGGUCAGAAAAAACUGAGACGUCCUAAGCUUGGCCUGAUGCGGAUCUCAGGUGGUCCAUAUUCUCAGACUAUGUCCUAACAUGCGAACGACUUGCCCCCAACCCCCCACCCCACCUCACCCCAGAAGUUACGUGAUCUCCUGAUCUGGAUGCUGGGCAGGCAAGCUCCAGGGCGCAAAAACCACUGUGACACAUCAUCACGUGACUUUGACCACCGUGCUUAAGCUUCUCGCCAUCUGUCACCGGUUCUUCCCGACCGACCGUUUUCUUUUGGUCCCCCCGCCUGGCAUCACGUGCGCGUAGACAUAAAGCGAGAGAACGCUCCGGGAGCCAAGCAAAGCGACAUCUGGAAAUGAUCGAGUCGGGAUGGAACCUCUCCAAAAUGCCAGUGAGGAUCGGCACAGCUGGCGGUCACGUGACCUCGACGCGUUCUCAUUGCAGCGUCAGUGUGUCGACGUCCACAACGUUGUUGUCACGGCAUCCAGCGGUGCCAAAGCAGAAGAAACAAACGUGUCCGUGGAUUCAGAAAACAGCUUGCGAUUUGCCAUUUCUAUUUAUAGCAAAAGCAUUUUUGGUUGGUUUUGAUUGCAGUUGGCAGGGUUUUGUAGACUCAACUCAAGUGAAUUUUUCUUUUUUGUCUUGUUUGCACUGCAGCUUGUCUUGUUUUGCCCAAAAAGUUCACGUGCGUCCUUUCCUUUUCCUCGCCAACAAACACGAUUAGGAGGAGCGGUGUUUGGGAAGAUACACUUUCAGACACUCCGCGGGGGUUGGUUUCCAUGCUCGGCUGCUGGCCUGCGUGGUCCACUUUCCUAAUGGGCCUUAAUUAAGUCUCUCAAUUCAAAAUAGCUAAGCCGUCGGUCGACUUUUUUAACACCACCACGAAGAUGCUGCCUAGCUGCCGUGCCACAUCUAUGCUUGUUGCAAUCUCAUUCCUAUGUAGUGUAGAAAUGGUGCACAGGAGAGACGGUGGGGAAAAAAAAAUCUUCCAUGUUUCUGCUUGUUUGUAUGUCACAAAUCCAUUUUACUGGCAACCUACUGCUGCUAAUGGGGGUUGGUUCCAACACUUUUUGAAGUUCUGAUAGAAUUUACUACUUGUAAAAUCUUAGUUAAUGUGAUCAAUGUUGCAAUAGAUGCGGUGGGCUCAUUGCAAGCGCAUACUAGUUUGUUGCCAGGAGAGGGUGCCAUGUUAAUCAACGUCAGCUCUUGGGGUUAGCCGACAAUGAAGGACACGAAAUUGUAAUGUAACGUCGGCACAGAAUGUGAGAUGGCCGCCUUUGUGACAAAAAACAACAACAACAACAAAAAAACACAUUCAUUACUCUAUUUGAAAGCAAAAAUAAUACAUACAAUACUCAGUUUGACUUGAAUAUCUCAUCGGGAUUGCGCAACCCAUUUUUUUCAAGCUUGCAUGAAGUGCUUCCUCGUACACUUCCCAAUGCACGUGACUCAACAAGCAUUUGGUUAUUAAUCCGUCAUCCAGUUUUGUGAUGAGAAAUGAAGAUUUUCUGAUGUUUCUAACACAUAAUGUAAUCUUGUCGUCGGCUUCUUUUGACCACAUAAUCGCCUUGAAGUGCCUCCGACCCUUGUGUGCGCACAAGUACCAUUCCUCUUACUGUGUGCUGCUGCUACUAGAUGACAGUACACGUUGGUGGUGGUGGGGGGGGGGAUGCAGCUGAUGUACGAUCUACUCGAAGUAUUGGCGCCUGCUUGGGUUCACGUGCAGUAAACAACAAAAAGCAGCUCUGUAGCUCGAUCCCAGGACGGUAAAGAUUCACUUUUGUGUCCUAAAGUCAGUUUUAAUGGGGAAGUUCAGUUCUAUUUCUAUUAUUUUCUAUUUCACAUUUGUCCUGAAAGUAAAGCAGAGACGCUUGUGUGAGGCCCAGCUCCAAAAGAACUGAACCUUUUGUUGUCCCUGAAUUUGAGCAGCACCGCUUUUGAACCAGCAACUUCUGUUUAUUCCAGCUGGUGUUUUCUUUCCUCCUUUAUCUUUCCAGCUAAUUAUAAUAAGUUAGUAUAGCAAACUUGCCAGAACUUUGUCAACUUUUAAUUCUGAGCUUUAUCCCCACAUUUUAGGGCAAACUAUUUACAGCAACCUUGUCAGUAUUACUUUUGUUUUGUUCCACGUUUGGAUGUUUAUUAUCAGCCAUUGACUGGCUGACUUUGGAGUGCAAAAGAAGGAAAUCCAAAAGAAUGAUAUGAGUAGCUAUUAUUUUCUUUUCAAUGCACUUUUAUUAUGGGACUUCUCUAUUUGCAAUGUUGUUUUGAGGGUUUUGACUUCUUGGAACUGCAAAGGGUGCUGCAAAAAAAGUGUUGUAAAAAAAGAGGAAAGAGGCAAGUGAUUGGUACUCCGGCUGGGCCGCUGGAAAAAAAAACGAUGGAUGAGAGACGAGAUUGAGGUGGACACAGGCCAGAUGUGUCUGUGGUUUUGACAUGUAAAAAAAUAAAUGUUAGAAAAAAGAUUACAAUUUUAAAAAAAUUGAGGAAUGUUUAGUUUUCUGUCUAAACGUGCACUUGGCAUCUAGCUGCAUGCCCAAAAAAGCGUGCACGCCGUCUGAUGUAUUGAGUUGAACCUUUGAAUAGGAAGUUGCUUGUGCUAUUAAAGUUAAGGGGAAAAAAAGCACCGUGUUAUACUUCACUUUGUACUGCCUGACAAAUGUUGCACCCACUUUCUGGCGGCUGUGUAGUUGUGAGGAGUCCGUAUUUUUUAUCAUUGAAUAUAAAAUACCCUUCACAGAAAAAUGUACAGUUGGAAGAGGAAAAAAAAAACUUAUUUUGUACACCGCUCUUGAUGUUUGAGAUAAAAUGAAAACACCAUUAAAAUAUUGAGGAAUGUUGCAUUUUCCUGUAAAUUGUACCUCUAUUUAUUUGCCUUAUUUAGUUUGCUAUAUUUUGUAUGUACACACAGCAUUACAAGAAAUUAUAUAUAUUGAAAUAUGAUUAAUGAACUGGUCUGUGUAUGGUGGAUCAUUAUGAGAUGUGUAAGAAUGAGUGUUUUGAUUUUCAUUUCUAUAAUGUUAUUUUUGAUUUGUAUUUUUCUCACCCUGUGUCUUUUGUAGGGUUACAAUAAAGUUUUUGUC
Syngnathoides biaculeatus (alligator pipefish) is the source of this 6884-nucleotide messenger RNA. RefSeq names its product dishevelled associated activator of morphogenesis 2 (gene daam2). Gene Ontology annotation, biological process: actin cytoskeleton organization; regulation of non-canonical Wnt signaling pathway; negative regulation of oligodendrocyte differentiation. The transcript has 27 exons. The record is from RefSeq and is a predicted model, not a curated record. Gene Ontology annotation, molecular function: small GTPase binding; actin binding. Lineage: Eukaryota; Metazoa; Chordata; Actinopteri; Syngnathiformes; Syngnathidae. The coding region runs from base 556 to 3807 and encodes 1083 amino acids.